AUGCAGAUCUUCAUGAAGACGCUGACGAGGAAGAUGGUCAUGCUGGAGGUGGAGAACAGCGACACCAUCGACAAUAUGAAGGCCAAGAUCCAGGUCAUCCUCCUCUUGUCCCCUCUCACCUGUUUUUUCAAGAACACGAUUCGUCCCAUGCUAAUUUAUGCUGGAAAGCAGCUUGCUGACAAUAAAACUGCUAAAGAUUACAACAUUGAAAGUGGUUCAGUGCUCCAUCUCGUGCUCGCUCUGAGGGGUGGUCACUAG
Molecule: messenger RNA, 258 nt
Organism: Lolium perenne
Lineage: Eukaryota; Viridiplantae; Streptophyta; Magnoliopsida; Poales; Poaceae
Product: ubiquitin-like
Molecular function (GO): protein binding
Source: RefSeq, a predicted model, not a curated record